Molecule: messenger RNA, 365 nt
Organism: Staurois parvus
Lineage: Eukaryota; Metazoa; Chordata; Amphibia; Anura; Ranidae
Source: the annotation of a GenBank genome assembly
AUGGGGCCCCCGGGCAAUAGGGGAUCAUGGGGCCCCUGUGUCCUUGCCCAAACUCAAAAAAGCAUCAAGCCCUUUGGAUCUGGUAUGGAUGUCGAGGGGAAUCCCCAUGCCAAAAUUUAAAAAAAAAACUCAUGGGGCCCCCGGGCAAUAGGGGAUCAUGGGGCCCAGGAGCGGACUGACAAUUCAUGGGGCCCCCGGGCAAUAGGGGAUCAUGGGGCCCCUGUGUCCUUGCCCAAACUCAAAAAAGUCUACCAAAAAGGUACCAGGGGCAUCUCAUGGGGCCCCCUACUGACUCCGGGCCCUCGGGAAGUGCCCGAGUUUCCAAAUGGUCAGUCUGCCCCUGCACCAGACCCUUAUCCGAGCAU